Messenger RNA from Chinchilla lanigera (long-tailed chinchilla), 3039 nucleotides. It is a transcript of the gene Tspyl1, whose product is annotated as TSPY-like 1. Lineage: Eukaryota; Metazoa; Chordata; Mammalia; Rodentia; Chinchillidae. Gene Ontology annotation, molecular function: histone binding; chromatin binding. Gene Ontology annotation, cellular component: chromatin; nucleus. The record is from RefSeq and is a predicted model, not a curated record. The transcript is spliced from 3 exons. Gene Ontology annotation, biological process: nucleosome assembly. The coding region runs from base 1 to 1503 and encodes 500 amino acids.
AUGCUUGUGAGCCUGCCUGGCAGCCUACACCCAGAGGAAGCCAGCGGUCUGGUUGCUUUCCAGUUCACGAAUGCAACGAAGGAACCAAUCCCAAAGGUCAGCCAGCUCUCCAAAGCCUGUGUUGACGUCAUCGCCCCGGAGACGCUCGCGAGGGUUGCUGUGGUUGGCUCAGGCGGCGCUUCCCGGCCCGCGUGGUCUCCUGACCAAGCGUGGCCUGGACGAGGUCGAAGGGACCCCUCCCUCGCAGACCUCCAGCCUGAGCAUCCCUGGCCAGCUCUCCGCGCGCCGGGAGAUCCGGACCGCCGCCUGACGCUCCGCCGGGACCCCGAGGUGACGCAGGUGAUGGCGGAGGCGGGUGAGGGGAGCCAGGAGUCGCCCCGGCUGUCGGAGGAGGCAGGCGUCCCCGGCGACCCCACGGACUGCGGCCGUGCUGCCUGGGCCCGAGUCGACGCGGGUCGUGGUCGCGCGGAGUCCCGGGCCCAGCAGAAGAAGGCGCUGCUUUCCACUGGGGGCUUAGCCAUUGCCGCCGAGUUGGCGGCGGGGCUGGCGACCGACGGCCGCCCGAAAACCGGCGCUCCGGACGGGGCGGAAGCCCUCCAGACCCGCGCCGCAGAGAGGCGCGCGUCCGAGGGGACGGGCCGACCGAAGGGCGAGGGAGCGACGGCUGAGAAGUGCGCGGAGAGCCCCGGAGCAGUGGAAGAAGAGGCGGGGCCUGAAGUCGGGGUGGAGGAAGGGAUGGAGCAGGAGGAGGGAGCCGAGGCGGCCGUAGUGGUGGAGGCGCCGGUGGGUGAAGAAAAGAAAAUGGCGGAGGAAGACGGAAGCCCAGGAGAGGUGAAGGAGGCGGGACCCUGGGCCCUGAAUAUGGAUCUGUACAGGGAUCCUCUGGAGGCCAUCCAGCUGGAACUGGACACUGUGAAUGCCCAGGCGGACAGGGCCUUCCAACACCUGGAGCAGAAGUUCGGGCGGAUGCAUCGGCACUACCUGGAGCGAAGGAACUACAUCAUUCAGAGUAUCCCGGGCUUCUGGAUGACCGCUUUUAGGAACCACCCCCAGCUGUCCGCCAUGGUCAGGGGACAAGAUGCAGAUAUGUUAAGGUACGUGACCAAUUUGGAGGUGAAGGAACUGAGACAUCCUAGAACUGGCUGCAAGUUCAAAUUCUUCUUUAGAAGAAACCCCUACUUCAGAAAUAAGCUGAUCGUCAAGGAAUUUGAGGUCAGAUCUUCCGGCCGAGUGGUGUCUCUUUCCACUCCAAUCAUAUGGCGAAGGGGACACGAACCCCAGACCUUCAUUCGCAGAAACCAAGACCUCAUCUGCAGCUUCUUUACCUGGUUUUCAGACCACAGUCUUCCAGAGUCUGACAGAAUUGCUGAGAUUAUCAAAGAGGAUCUCUGGCCAGACCCACUGCAGUACUACCUGUUGCGUGAAGGAGUACGUAGAGCGAGGCGUCGACCCCUAAGAGAGCCAGUGGAGAUCCCCAGGCCCUUCGGUUUCCAAUCAGGUUAAUCUCUACCUUUGGGAAUUCUGCUGCACAAAGUCCCCUACCACCUCUUGCUGGACAUACGCUUGGGCAAGAGCCAUGGGUGGUAUGACUUUAUUUCUGUUUUUGUUUUUAUUUUUUGGCUGAACUUUCUGUACCCUUCUCUCUGGAUAUUCAGUUCUUUCAGCUUCAAGAUUGAGACUUCUACGGACAUGCUCCUUAAUACUUGGCGUUCAUGUUCUUCUGUGUUAAUAUCCCAUGAUCCAUGGCAAUAGAUCACACUACUUCUAAGACAAACCAGUGAUGUUGUAGGUUGCACUACCUGAUCUACACUGCAUGGACCGUUUUUCCAAGGGCCUCUGAUCUUUCUACCAUUUGGGUUGGAGCACAUUCUGUUCAUACUGCUCUGCAUCUGGCAGUUCAGGCACUCAGUCUGUGGAUAAUUGCUGAGCAUUAAUGUUGUCAAGGGAGAUUAACAGUGGACCACUUUUUCUGUAAUGUAUGUUACUUUGUGACUCUUCCUGCUCCACUAGUUACCUUCUAAUGUUGCCUACUAUUAGCUAUGCUCACUCCUUUGAGUGUUGCCAGCAGCUAUGUCUCCACAUUAACCUUUUUCUCCUAUUUUAAAAACAAAAAACAAAAAAACUUUAAAAAAGAUAAUUCAGAAACGCCUGAAAAAGCAGGCUUUUAUUUGUGUGAGCUCUUCACAGAUCUGGUGGUAGAGAGAUCUGAUUGUCCCCUCUCCCAGCUUCAUAAUUCCCCACACUCUUUAACAAGUGUAGUGGGCUUAAAGGGAGAUGUACUUGGAGAGAAAGGCAAAAAUCUGCUUUAUAAUUGAUAGGACAGUUAAACAGACCGUGAGAGGUGAGGGGAAACUGAACAAAAGGCUAGAUGCAGAAAUAAGGCAGGUAGAAAUUGAGCUGAUAAUGAAGACUGGGCUGACAGAGCUAUCAGUCUUAUUCUGUCCAUAGUAAUGGGAGGAGACACUUUCUCAGGAUAGAAACAGAAAAAAUUGCAGGGAUUUUGGAUUGUUAAAUAGGUUGUGUGGAAAAGGGUUCUUGAAAGGUACAGUGCAAUUUUGAAUGUUUUUUUUUAUGUGACAUGAUGUAUGUGGAAGGUUAAUAUUGUGUUAUUUCAUUAAUACUUGUUAUUUUCUGUUAAUGAUUACUGCGAAAAUUGUAUGGCUUUUUUUUUGUAAACUUUGGAACAUUUGGUAGAAUGACAAUUGUACUUUCCUGUACAGUAUUGAGACUUAAGUGAAUAUUCCUAAGAGUUUUCAACUUGUUCUUUUUUCCCUUAAGUUGUAUUCAUGGAAACAUAGUUUGGAUAACUUGGUCUUUAUGAGACUUGUCAAGUUACUCCCUUCAUGGAAAAAUAUCCGCAAAAAGUACGUGGCUUGAUUUUUUUUUUUUUUUUUUUGGAUAAUUUGUUCUGGUAACAGCUUAGUAAUGGAUGUGUCUCUUUUCCUUCAUUGCAUUAAUUACUUGUGAGAUUGCUGUGUUAAAUUUGAAAUGUACCAUAUUUGUGUUUAUGAUAGAAUAAAAGCAUGUUACUGUGUUAGA